Messenger RNA from Arachis duranensis, 996 nucleotides. RefSeq lists its product as uncharacterized. The record is from RefSeq and is a predicted model, not a curated record. The transcript has a single exon. NCBI's taxonomy places the organism in Eukaryota, Viridiplantae, Streptophyta, Magnoliopsida, Fabales, Fabaceae. The coding region runs from base 1 to 996 and encodes 331 amino acids.
AUGGCUAGUGAGGAAGAGAGCUUUCUUGCUCUGGUGCAUUGCUCUGGAAAAAUUAAAAAAAGCAAAAGCCAUGGUGUGAAGUUCACCGACAGAGAACCACUAAGUAUGUUUAUCAGUUCGUCUAUGAGUUUGUCGGACUUGAAGAACAGCAUCUUGGAGAAGCUUGGCGUGUUGGGUUCCAAGUGGGUGAAGAAACUAUUCUACAAGAUUCCAAUGGCGGUUGUCUCGACCGGUGUUCAGUACGAAACCUUUGCGGUUAAGUCUGAUGAAGAUAUUAGGGUUCUCUUCUACUGUGUAAGGAGUUUUCCGGAGAUCAGAAUCCAUGAGUUGUUUGCGAAGUUGGAGGUUGGUGUCGAUAGUUCUGGGGCAUCCGCUCCAGUUCCUUGCGUAGCUUCCGCUGGUGGUGCAUCUAGUUCGAUGCCUCCGGUCAGACCGCAUCUUUCGCCGGUUCAAUCACCUUCUUUUGCGGCUGACUUACAACAAACGGAGGUUGUUGGUUCUGUCCCUUUGGAGCAUGCAGCAGUCAUUGAGCCUCCCAACGUCGUGGGCACCGGUGGUGGUGGCCUCGUGCCUUAUCUCGAAGACUUUGGUGGACCUGAUCAUAUAGAGAAUGCAAUGCGUGACGAUGAAUCUGAAGAGGAGCCUGUUGAUAUCGAUGGUGACAGCGACGAAAACACAGGCGGCGAUCCAGAUGCGCAACAUCGGCCUUCGAGUUCUGCUUCUCAUCAAUACCCUCCACACUUCUCGACACUAAACUUGGAAGCUCUUGGUCAACAGGAAGACAGUGGUAACAGAGUGGGUAGAUCUUCUACAGAAUUUGAGAUUGGGCAAUCUUUCCAGAGUAAAGAUGAAGCUGUGCUCAGUGUGAAGGACUAUAGCAUCCGGCGAGGUGUUGAGUACAGAGUCAUCGAAUCGGAUCAUUUGAAGUAUCAUGGAAAAUGCAAGGAAUUCGGCAAGGGUUGUACUUGGUUGAUUCGUGUAGCGCUUCGUGCAUGA